Messenger RNA from Purpureocillium takamizusanense, 1007 nucleotides. RefSeq lists its product as uncharacterized. The transcript has 2 exons. Bases 231 to 923 code for a protein of 230 amino acids. The record is from RefSeq and is a predicted model, not a curated record. Lineage: Eukaryota; Fungi; Ascomycota; Sordariomycetes; Hypocreales; Ophiocordycipitaceae.
CGUACCUCCAGGCUCAUCAGAGCUUCCUUCCCGUCGUCGACUAAGACGGGACGAAUUGUCUUAAGCAAACAUAAAAGCCAUUGAUGCCCAUCGUUGCCGAGCCGUAACCCCUUGAGGCCCCUCUUCCCAUCCGCAUCACCAGCAGCACUCCAGACCUGAAUUCGUUUGUGCUCUUUUAUAGCACCCAUCCACCUCGCACACCCUCGCAGCUUACUCUCUCGCCGAGCAUCAUGUAUUCCAAGACCAUCAUCGCCGCCCUGGCGCCCUUGGCGCUCGUCGCGCGUGCCAGCGUCGACUUUGACAUGGACGACGUCCCGAACUCGUGCGCGACCAUCUGCCGCCCAAUUGGUACGCUCUCGGACCGCUGCGACACGGACCUGCGUAGCGACAUCGACCGCGACGAGAAGCUCCUCGAGGCGCAGUGCGUCUGCACCAACCGCAGCUUCGACGUGGCCAAGAUCGCCGCCCUGUGUGCCGACUGCAUGCACCAGAGCGCCAAUGGCAAGAGGAGGCGCGAUGAUGACAACAACCGCGCCGACCGGGACGACCUCAAGGACAUCGACAACAUCAUGUCGACGUGCGGCUUCACCAGCACAAAGUACAACCCGUCCGCCACGGGCGAGGUCCAGAGCAUCACCGUCGCCGCCACCGCAGCGACCGACAUCAGCCAGCUCACCACAACCUUGACGGGUGGCAGCCAGCCCGCGCAAACGUCGGCCAGCGGAUCCAAGACUGCGUCGGCAGUGACUCAGACGACGACCAUGACCAGCGGCAGCAGCACCAUCACUAGCACCAGGACCAGCAGCGGCACGCAGGCGUCCGCGUCAUCGUCGACCAGCACUGCGGCAGCGGCGGCGGCUACGCGAGCCCCGAUGAUGGUGUACGUGGCUGGCGCGGCUGUCGCCGGUGGCCUCAUGCUGUAAUUGAUUGGACGGCGUUGCCCAGACUUUACAACAAGGGAUGAUGAGGGGCGAGCUUGGCGUUGAUGCGAGACAGAUUGUGGAGAG